This is a messenger RNA of Raphanus sativus (radish), 960 nucleotides long. RefSeq lists its product as uncharacterized. Bases 1 to 960 code for a protein of 319 amino acids. The record is from RefSeq and is a predicted model, not a curated record. Lineage: Eukaryota; Viridiplantae; Streptophyta; Magnoliopsida; Brassicales; Brassicaceae. The transcript has 2 exons.
AUGGAAGAAGAGCUACUACCGCCUAGGAUGUUCGCUGCAGGAGAUGAACCGUUGGGUGAGCGUGUUAACUCAUACCACAAGACUAAGACGACCAGGGCCAUCCUCGCCGCUUUAGAACCAGAUGAGUUGGAGUUUAUCCGCAACUCUACAUUUGGGAAGAUCAUUGCCAUUGAUGAUUACCCUCCCUUCUCUGGCGCGUUUGGGCAGUAUGUGGUGGUCAGGCUUCUAAAGGUCAACAAAAAGUAUGAGGUAUGGUUCUUGUUCGCUGGAAACCCUAUACGGAUGUCUCUCCGGGAGUUUGCCAUCGUUACCGGAUUGAAUUGUGGGAAGAUCCCAGAGCCUUCUAAGAAGAGGAAGAACCCGUUGAAGCAGAAGCUUUAUUGGAAUGAACUAUUUGGGUCUCUGAAAUUCUGCAGCGUCAAGACAGCUAUCGAGAUGUUGAAGACCAAGGUUGUCAAAACCAGAGAUGAGAGGAUCAAAUUCGCGUGUCUUGCCAUCACCUCGUCGAUCCUAUUCCCAUCAUCACACUCACCCCGCAUCAUUCCGGAGCAUGUAGAACUUAUCAGGGACCUCAAUGAGUUUCUUGCCUUUCCUUGGGGCAGAGCUGCUUACCAAACUCUCGCGACAUCACUGAUCUCGAAGGAUGUAAUUGCUUUGUCGCAAGCUUCUGUGGCGAUUCGUGGCUACGUUGACGCCAUUCAACUAGUUCUAAUUGCCGCCAUUCCUCAGUUGAAGGAAGAAAUCACUGAGUCUGUCACCCCAAUUAUCAUUCAAGACUCUGAAAGCGAAGGGGAGUCUCCUAACGAAGCCACAGUUUCUGAAGAUGACACCGUCAUGGAGCAGGAGAGACCAUCAGCGGCCACCAAGUACGUGAUUAUUCCUGGCCACGCCAAGACAGCAGAUACCGAAUGCCAGCGCCAUAUACUAGGUGUAACGGUUAUCAUCACUUUUAUCGAGUAA